Messenger RNA from Auxenochlorella protothecoides, 1839 nucleotides. RefSeq lists its product as hypothetical. Lineage: Eukaryota; Viridiplantae; Chlorophyta; Trebouxiophyceae; Chlorellales; Chlorellaceae. Gene Ontology annotation, molecular function: phosphoric diester hydrolase activity. Bases 1 to 1839 code for a protein of 612 amino acids. Gene Ontology annotation, biological process: lipid metabolic process. The transcript is spliced from 4 exons. The record is from RefSeq and is a predicted model, not a curated record.
AUGGAGGCCCUGGACAUUGAGAUCGCGGCUGCCCAACUGUUUAGCUCGCAGGCCUCCGCCAGGGACUGCACCCCGGCCGAGGACCUCCCGGUCGCCGGCCUGGACCUGAGCGCGGAGGAGAGGGUGCUCCUCAAAUACCUGUGCAUACCCCAGAGGGACCUGUUACUCGAGGAUGAGGACAUUGCCGUGGUCCGGCGGGGCAUUCCCCCCGGCGUGAACUGCACGGAGGUCCAGUGGUGCGACGGGGAGAGCCAGUGCUCUCUGGUGUGCGAACGUGGCAGCGUGGUCAUCCCCGACUGGCAGGUGCACGCCAUCCGCACUCAGCUGGACGCGCAGGCCGACGUGCCGCUCUGCCGGGCCUCGCUGCUGGGCUCCCACAACUCGGCCAUCACUCUGGCGGACGGCUACGGCAACCUGGACGAGUACUGGCAGGGCUAUUUCCGCUACAUCAAGUGGGCCAUCCCCGCCGGCGCCAGCCCCCGCCUGCGCACCAACAACCAUUGGCUGUCGCUGACGGACCAGCUGCGCAUGGGCGUGCGCGUGCUGGAGCUUGAUGCGCACUGGGUGGGCGGCGCGCUGCGCAUCGCGCACUGCGGCGGACUGCACGUGCCCCAGCUCAACGCGCUGGUCAAGGCCCUGAACCUGGUGGCCAAGCUGCUGGGCCGCCGCAUCCGCUGGGACACGGAGACGCUGGGGUGCAGCCCGUCGCUGUCCUCCAUUCCCGCGCUCGACCAGCGCACGCUGCUGGACGCGCUGGGCGAGGUCGCGGCCUGGAUGGGCGGCGAGGGAGCCGCGGGCGACGCGCUGGUCCUCUUCUUCGACGACCAGGCCGACCUGGCGCACUGGGGCGUGGUGGGCGAGCUGCUGGGCGACGUCCUGCGCGCCUUCCCCCGCGCCUGGGUCUACGACCGCGACGACCACGCGCGCUUCGUGGCCGGGGUCGCGCGGGAGAGCGAGGCGGCGGGCCUGCCGCCGCCCUCCCCCGCCACCACCUGGCCGACGCCGCGGCAGCUGCGCGCCGCAGGCAAGCGGCUGGUGCUGGUGUCGGGGGCGGACUACGGCGAGGCCAUGGCCCCGCUGGUCUUCCCCAAGGACGACGGCAGCGUGUGCGGGUGGCACGAGCCGGCGCUGCGCGCUGCGCGCGGCGCGCCGGCCUGCGACGUGCAGGGCGGCGACGCCGCGCGCCCGCUGUGGGACGGCGCCUGGGCGCGCGUCAUCGCCUGCCAGCUGGAGUACGGCCCGCUGAACUGCGAGUUCCAGUGGAACCGGGGCAACGCGCCCUGGCUGGACGCCGCGGGGCUGGCCGGGUUCGCCGGCUGCGGGCUUGCCGUGCCGUCCCCGGACCUGCUCACCCCCGCGCGCGCGGCGGGGGCGCUGUGGGGCUGGGCGCCCGCACAGCCGCGCCCGCAGCCGCCGCUGGCGCGCGGGCCGAGCCUGCAUGGCUGGUUUGGCGCGCUGGCGCGCGCCGUCUGGGACCUGCUGGGCUUCGCCCGGGUGCAGCUGCAGUACCGGCCGGCCGGCUGCGCGGUGAUCGACGCGGCGAGCGGCAGGUGGGAGUCGGUCAGCUGCGCACAGGACCUGCACAACGCGUGCCGGGCGGAGGCACGGUUAGCGACAAACGGCACGGCCCCCGCCUGGUGGCUGGCGGCCGACUGGGUGGUCGCGCCGGGCGCGCGUGGCGAGUGCCCGCCGGGGACGAGGGCGGAUGCGCCCCGGCACGGCGUGGAGAACGCGGCGCUGUCGCGGGCGGUGCGCGCCGCCAACCGGACCGCGGCCUGGCUGCCGCUGGCGGGGGGGCCAAGCAGCUGGACCCUGGACGCCCUACCGGCGUGGUCGUGA